This is a messenger RNA of Solenopsis invicta (red fire ant), 1008 nucleotides long. Its product is annotated as craniofacial development protein 2-like. The record is from RefSeq and is a predicted model, not a curated record. Gene Ontology annotation, cellular component: nucleus. Gene Ontology annotation, biological process: chromatin remodeling. The coding region runs from base 1 to 1008 and encodes 335 amino acids. Lineage: Eukaryota; Metazoa; Arthropoda; Insecta; Hymenoptera; Formicidae. The transcript has a single exon. Gene Ontology annotation, molecular function: catalytic activity.
AUGGUGCACGGCACACUGGCUAGGGCGGUCCUCGGCUAUGAAACCGUCAGUGACCGUAUAAUAUCAAUACGCCUCAAGGCGAAACCGUGCACACUAAAUAUUAUCCAAGUCUAUGCACCCACCUCUGAGGCAGAUGAGGAAGACAUGGAUAACUUCUACAGCUCUCUACAAAGGAUUAUUGAGAAAAUACCCAAUAGAGAAGUCACCAUAAUCAUGGGAGACUGGAACGCUAAGGUGGGACGCACUGACGGCGAUAAUCACAUCCGCGAUGUGCUGGGGAGAUACGGCAUAGGAAUACGGAACGACAGAGGUUCCAGGCUCAUCCAGUUCUGUAUUGAUAACAACCUCGCGAUUGCAAAUACAAUGUUCAAACAGCACAUAAGGAAACAAUACACGUGGACCUCGCCGGAUAAUCGCACCAAGAACCAAAUUGAUUACAUUUUGAUCAAAAGUCGCUGGAAAUCGGCCGUUCUCUCAGCGAAGACACUACCUGGAGCGGACUGCGGUACGGAUCAUAGGCUGCUGACUUUCAAGUUUAGGACGAGGAUGAGGAGCUGCAGAAAAACAACAACCAAAAGCAAGUUACCACCAAUUACCGACAAACAAGCCUUCCAAAAUGGGCUAAAAAAGGAAAUAGAGCGAGACGACAUAGAAGAAUUGGACAACCCUGAUGAUCUGUGGGAACGGCUCAAAACAGCGAUCAAAACAACAGUAACUGGCACGCAAAAACCAAAAGAGAGCCCAAGGAAACGCGAGUGGAUAUCUGACAGCACCUACAGGCUGAUAGAAGAAAGAAGGAAAUUGCUAGCCGCCGGCCUAAAUAGUACCGAAGCAGUGGAUAAAUAUAAAAAGAUAUCAUCUGACAUUCAAAAAAACUGUAGGAAGGACAAAAACAACCUAUUGAAUGGGAUUUGCGCAGACAUCCAACUCCAUGCAGACCGUCUUCAACCUGGGGAUGUAUUCCACAAAAUCAAACUAAUCACACGAAAAUUCAAACCACGCACGUGA